Messenger RNA from Canis lupus familiaris (dog), 7632 nucleotides. RefSeq names its product KIAA1614. The transcript is spliced from 10 exons. Gene Ontology annotation, cellular component: nucleus; apical plasma membrane; cell cortex. Gene Ontology annotation, molecular function: protein kinase C binding. Gene Ontology annotation, biological process: centrosome cycle; establishment or maintenance of cell polarity; regulation of cellular localization. The record is from RefSeq and is a predicted model, not a curated record. Lineage: Eukaryota; Metazoa; Chordata; Mammalia; Carnivora; Canidae. The coding region runs from base 25 to 3747 and encodes 1240 amino acids.
GCCCGAGCAGGGCCGCGCCGCGGGAUGGAGGGGGCGGCGCAGCCCGCGGGCGGCGGCCCCCAAGGGACCCAAAUAGGGAGCGCAACAGCUAGCUCCAUGGAGAUGACCUCAGCUGUGGAGAGAGGUGGUCCUGAGCCACAGCUGGAUAAUGGACACCUCCCAAGACCCUGGUCCUGCUCUCUGGAAAACAGAACACCCGGCCUAUUGACACCCCAGCAUCCCAGGGCAUGGGGGCUACAGCUCCAAGGUCCCUCUGUGCUGGAGUCCAAAGUGAGGGCCUUGAAGGAACAAAUGAUGGCAGGCAAACCGGGGCUGAGCCCCUGCCUCGCUUCUCACGAGCAGCCACCCAAGAAACCCAAAUGUAGGCGAGUCAAGGUGGGUGGAGCCGGGCCUCUGUCGGAGGGGUCUUCCCUGCCAGAGGCCGAGGUGGUCCUCCCUGCUCAGAGUCUGACCUGUGGGCAGCUGGACGGCGAAGUCAACAAGGAGGAACCUGCCAGGAACAGGGGGCCCAGACCCCCCAGGCCGCCUUCUCCUGGGCCUGAGUGCUGGAAUGGGAGGAGCCCGUGGCCUCCAGAAGCAGUACAGGCAUUGCCUGACAAUGAGCAUUGCCUGCUGCCCGGGCCUGGCUCUUUGCAAGAGAGCCCUGUCCACAGAGUCACUCCAGGCCAGCCUGGGGGCCCUGGUCCUUGUAACAAAAUCACCGUCAUGCCCAACCUGCGGAAAGGAAGGUCAUACACCCUUCAGGAUGGUCUUAUCAUGGGGGGAGACCUGGACAACUUAUCUCUGACCUGCGAGGAGGACUUUGUUCCCAGGCCAGCCCUGCUAGGGGGCCUCUGGCGAGCUGGAGACCUGGGGGCUCUGGGCACUGGUGGCAGUCCCUUGUCCCUGUCUGACCGGGUGGAGAGGAACCGCCUUCUGCUGCAGGAGAUGCUAAAUGUUGGGGGUCAGGCCCCCCCCAAUGUGGGAAUCCCAGCCUGGACUCCAUCCUGGGACAGAGGUGUACCACCAGAGCGGCCAGCAGGGGACGUGGACUGGGACUCCGGCAUCUCCCUGCAGGACUCAGAGCAGAACAGGACCUUUGGUCCCAAGCCGGAGUCUGUGCUGAGCCACAGGCAUGAGGAAGCCAAGCAUCUGCUGCAGCGUGCCCGCAUGAAGGCCAGGACCCGGCCCCUCCGUGCCAGCCAUGAUAUCGUGCCCACUGUCGCCCGGGGCAGCCGAGACGACCGGAGCAGCCCCGCCCCGGACCCGCGGACGCCCCAGGCCUGCAGAGGCAGCCCCCAGAACGGGCACACGAGUGACUCCUCCAGCGGGGAGUCCAGCAGCGGGCGGUGGCCCAGGCGCGGCGCCUCCCCGUCCCGCGUGCGCUUCGAGGACGAGUCGGCCCGCGACGCCGAGUCCCGCUACCUGGAGCGGCUGCAGCAGCGGCAGCGGCCGGCGGCCUCCCGGGGCCCGCCGCGCUCCGAGCCCGACCUGGGCCGCUACGGGCGCGGGGGCCUGGCGCGCUCCGACGGCGCAGGGGCGCUCGGCCGGCUGCUGGGCCGCCUGGAGCGCGGGGCCGUCCCCGCGCCGCCGCCCAGGACGUGCCGGGCCUGCGGCAGCCGCACGGACGCCCCCGCGCAGGCGAGCCCCGACCCCAGGGCGCUCCGGGAGGCGGCGCAGGCGGCGCAGGCGGUGCCCGCGCAGCCCCUGAGCUCUCGGGGCUCCAGCGCCCCCUCGAGGCUCCGCCCGGCCGAGCCCGGGUGCCACCCGGCAGGGAUCCGGGAAGCGCACGCCGGAGCCGGAGCCGGAGCCGGAGCCGCGCCGCGCCGCGAGGAGGCCGAUUCUGCGCCCGACAGCACCGACACGUCGGACGGCUGCAGGACCGACGGCGAGGAGGCCGGGCCCUCGCGCCCCAGCCGGGCCCGCGGCCAGGGCCGAGGCAGCAGCCCGCGCCUGCGGGGCUCCAGGCCUCGGGGAGGCCCCAGCUGGUUGCGGAAGGCCGGCCCGGAGCUGCCCUGGGGCGCUGCGGCCCCGCACCACCUGCCCGGGGUUGAUCACGCGGAGGGUGCAGCCGAGGUCAGGGUCAGAGAAGGCAGGGGACAGGUGCCCGAGGGGACUCUGUCUCCCAGGGAAGACGCCUUCGCUAAGCCUCCUGUCCCGGAAUCUAAAAGGCCUUCCCUGGGGUCCCAGUGGCAGCCUGGGCCAGCGCUGGGAAACCACUGGGUCCACCCGGUGGAUUCCUGGGCUCCGGGCAGGACAGCCUAUCCGCCCGCCCCUUCCAUGAAGCGGGGACCGGGGUCACCGGGCAGACAAACCCCAGCUGCAGAAAGCCCAGAGUCUCUGGAGACCAUCUCUGCUUCCUCCCUGCAACAGAGCCACGCAGAGGCCCCUGCCCUGCGCCAGGCCCAGCAGCCAACCUCUUCCUUCUCCCCCGAAGCCUGGGUGCCAACCCCUCCAUCUUCAAGGAAAGUCACCUCCCCGGUGUCUCACAGGAAGGCAGCCCUGGCUGGGCCCCGCAGGCUGAGUGAACCCGGAGAGCCUGCGGACACCCCUCUGCCUCUUUCAAGAAGUGUGAUUCCCAGGACCUGUGAGCGCUCCCCUGCACAGACCCAGCCCCACGGCCCCGCAGUCAGGCAGCCCCUGCUGGCCCUGUCCACCAACAACUGCAACAACAGCGUGCCCCCAGGGCCGCAAGAGUCCUGGGGAGGAGCUGUCCCCGAGGGCAAGGCGGAGGAGGGCCCCUGUAGCCAGGAGAGCCGCAGCACCACCGGAGGAGUCCAGGGCUUUCUCGGCUCGGCAGCUGUUGGCACUGUCAGCUCCAUGAGCAUCACCCUCUCCUUGACCUCAGAGGAGCCAGAGUCCAGCCAGGAACCAGAGGGAGACCUGCCGAGGACAGAGUUGAGUUCUGGAGGGCAAGUGUCAUCCCGAGUAUUACCAGGUGUCAGUGCCGGACCUGGCCCUCCCAGCGCUGCCCCUUCUGACAGGAGCAAGAAAAGCAGCAGCAGCCUGGCCUCCACCCUGGGGCUGAAGAAGCUCUUCUCUGCCCUGGGCCAGGGCACUAGGCCCAAGCUGGGCAAGGCCCGCAGCUACAGUGUGGAGCAGCUGCAGUCCCCUGCGCCUGGCCCGGCAUCACACCCCUGCUCCCCCAGAGUGAAGAAAGCGCCGUCGUUACAGUCCCUCCGCCUGGUGUCACCCUCUCAUCAACAUCGGAAAGCUGCCUCCUUUCAGAACCUCCAUUCUCUGCUGAGUGGAAAGGGGGACCGGUCCAGCCUCUACAUGGUGGGGGAGCCGGGGGAGCACAGUGCAGCUGGCAGACCAGCCAAGGCCUCAUCCGGGCGUGCCCUCAGUGUGGAGGACGUGAGCGCCCCCAGCCAGGUGCGCACGGUGGGCCGCGUGGUGGAGGUGUUCCCAGAUGGCACAACCCAGCUGCAGCUACAGCGCUCCCCGGAGGGCACUUUUGGCUUCUGUGUGGCCUCCGGGAACGGGCGCCGCGACUCAGCUGCUGAGUGUAUCUGGGCAUGUGGAAUGUGCCUGCCUGUCGGUGCGUCCAGGUCCCUCCCUCAGCGCUGGCUCCAGACGGUGACGUUCCCAGGGAUCCCGCGCUGGCUGCGCCCUGCCGAGGAGGGUUUAGUCCUGUGCUCUCAUCUCCCAGGUCAAAGUCAUCUAACCUGGAAAAAAAUCUGCCUGCUGCCGGACUGGCAGGCCGCAGCGAGUCCUUACAUCUGUUCCACCACUCGUUUCCACAAGUGUGUGUUGAGCACCUACUAGGUGUUUUAUUUUUACUUAUUUUUUAAAAAGGUUUUAUUUGUUUAUUCAUGAGAGACACACGGAGAGAGAAGCAGGCUCCAUGCAGGGGGCCCGACGUGGGACUCGAUCCCGGGUGUCCAGGAUCACGCCCUGGGCUGAAGGCGGCGCUAAACCGCUGCGCCACCAGGGCUGCCCCCUACUAGGCGUUUUAGAUCCUGGGUAUAUUGGGUUCCCUGUAAACGGAACAGAAAAAAAAUCCUGUCCUCAGGAGUCCCCAUUUCAGUGAGGGAGAUAGACUGUGUCUACGAAAAGGUAUGCAUUUGUCUAUGUUGUCCGUUAUCUGGGCCAGACAGCAGAAUGGACCAAGGCACAAAUCCAGACAGCGGGGCGGGCCGGCGGGGCGGGUGCCGGUGGGCGGCUUUUCGGAGCAGAGCGGCCGGUUGGUGUCUGGAGAAAGAGCAGUCCCGGCCGAGGGAAGGGCCCGCGCGAGGCCGGAGGGUGGCAACGAGCGUGGCUGUCGGGGUGGCAGUGCGGAUCUGCACGGAGCAGCGAGGGGGGACAGGCGCCGAGCUCGGAGGCUUUGGCUCUCCCCCGGGGAGCCGGGAGCCCCAGGGCUGCGAAGCAGGGACUGGCGUGCUCCGGUUUGCCCUCGUAACCGUGUCGCUGACCGACUACCGGGCUGCGGACAGGUGCUGGUGGGCUGAGGGUGGACCGGGAGACCCAUUUUAAAGCUAUUUCAGUGGAAUGACUUGGCGGUGGCGGCUCGGGCCGGGGAGGCAGCGGAGAUGUGAGAAGUGGUUGCCUUCAGCUUGACUCGAGGGCGGUUUGACUCAGUUUGCUGAUGGAUUUGACGUGAGGGUGAGGGGAAGAGGACGAGGGUCUCCCCGCUGUGGACCUCAGGAGGUACCUGUCUGUCUCACGGGAGACGGCAUGUGUGGAUCUAGCCUGACGGUCAGAAAGCACUGGCGGGCUGUCAGCUCCUGCACCUUUACCUUUAGCUUCCCCUUCCCUCAGGUGGGGGCGGCAGAGACUUAGAUGCCGCGGCCCUUGGACUCCAGAGCCUCUGCUGGUGUGACCCGAGCAGGUCACUUACCCUCUCUGAGCCUCAGUUCCCUCAUCUGUGAGCUAUACAUAGCCACCUGCCUGCACGAGUCAUAAGAGCAUUCGGUGAGGUGCAAAGAGAAUUUGUAUCUGGGGAGCAGGACCCGGCAGGGACCGCACCGCGAUCUGCACCGUCUGUCCACGUGAGGUCACACACCCCGGGCCUUGUGCUGCGCCCUUCAUCCUCCCCGCAGUCCCGCCAGGCCCCCUGGCAGACGGUCCCGGAGCUGACGUCUCUAAUGACCAAGGGCUCCUUGGGCUCUGGCCCGGCCCGCAGCCCAGGGCACCCCUCACCUGAGGUACGAGCUCUUCCCUGUCCUGCCCAGGUGGCGCCCUGCUCCUGCUGCUGCACUUGGCCGUUGGGUAUCACGCGGCCACCCCCAGGUACGCGGAGCAUGACUGGCGCUGGUGCCUCCUGGCCGCAGACCGUCCUCCGACAGCCAAGGGCCGCCUCUGCUGGGCCUCAGAGGGGCCGUGAGCUGGGGCUGGGCCGCACUCCUCGCUAAAGCGUCAGGACGCUGGUGUUCCCUGGCUGGCGGUCACAUCUGAUUCUAGACAAGCAUGAGAACAGGCUUCGCCUUCUGCUUGUGACUACCACACAGAGCAUACGUGCUUAACAGAGGCCAUUUCCAGCAGAAUAAAUACCUACAACAGCCGUCUCUCCGUCAUACUUUUGUCAUGACUCUCCCUUGUGCAGCCUACCCCGGGUCUCCCCAGAACGGCUGGCACGACGUCACUGUCUGGUCCAGCUCUGGCUACAUGCGUUUGGGGUUUCCCGUCGCUCCCCACAUGCACGUCCUGCUGUACAGCAGCCCUUUCUGUAGGCACGUCCCCUGCCCUCCUUACCUGCCCUCUCUCCACGCGUCUGACACGUGGAUGGGCCGGCAACUGGGAGGGCACCUGGACUGGGGGGGCCGACACCGGGCAGGGGCUGGGCCCAAGGCCCACUGGGCCAGGAGGGAGCAGCCUGGCGGCAAACACUCGGCUUGGCCAACAGGCAGGCCCCGAGAGAGAGAGAGAGAGAGAGAGAGAGAGAGAGAGAGAGAGAGUUCUACAAGUCACACCCAGGAGGGGGAAUGUGUCAGGGGGUUGGUUUUGCUGGACUCAGAGCUACCAACCUUCAGGUGCCUGGAAGGAGAUUUUAGUGCUUUCAAACCCACAUUUCAGAGGUUUGCUCUGGAAGGUUUGCCGGGAGCUGGGCUGAACGAAGGUCCUGCGGGGCUGGGGGAGCAGAGGGAGGACUUCCCACUAGUCCAAGUGUGUUAAAUACCUUCAGGCCAGUGACUGAGGCACCAGAGGAGAGGCCCUCUCAGGCCUGCUCUUUUCUUUUCUUUUUCUCUUCUCUUCUCUUCUUCUCUUCUCUUUCUUUCUUUCUCUUCUUUCCUUCUUUCUUUCUUUUCUUUCUUUCCUUUCUUCUGUCUUUCUUUUUCUUUCUUCUCCUUCCUUCCUUCUUCCUUUUACGUUCUAGAAAUAUUUUUACCAUUAAUCAUACACUAGUCAACAUUUGUUGAACAUUUCAUAUGUACUGCCUCAUGCUAGUCACAGGAAAUGAUCUUUUCAGCUCAAAGACCAGACUAAGUGGUCUGCAUUUUUCCUGCCCCAAUUAUCACCCCUUGUGUUCUAUGGACAUCUCAGGCCCUUUCUGAGGAAGCUGAUUCUAGGAAGCAGAAGGAGAGAGCAGUGUGCGGCCAGCCCGGCCGGGGCUGGGGAGCCUGGGGAGCCAUGAGAGCAUUGAAGGUGGCACUGAGCGGGCCCAUGCAAUUCUUGGUGUCACUGCACACAGUCCACACCCUGGGCUUGAGCUUUCGGAUCACCUGUGUUGGCUCAGCCUGGGGGGCAGCGUGGAGCCCAGCUUUCCCUGAAAGAGCCUUCACUCUCUUAGCUGAAGGGGGGUCUGGUUCUCAGAGAAAGUUGAGGUGAGAGGGGCACCUCCAUAAGAGUCUUCUGUACUGUGAAGCCAGGAGAGUCCCGAGGAACGCAGGCUAGCCAGCCCCAAGGCCCCACAGAGCCUGCUGCACUGAUGUGGGUUCCCCAAAUCAGGCGCAGGGAGAGGGGGAGAAGUAGGCUCUCCCCAGGUCACUCUGCACCCGAGAGACCCAAGGGGAUGGUCAUGCUGGCCAGACAGUGCGGGGGAGAUGUGUGGGAAUAAGGGACAAGUGAGCCGCCAUGGCCUUUAAAUAGGGUGUAGAAUUUAUGCAUCAUGGGCUUUUGCCCAGAUGCCUCCAAAUCCCAGUGAGGAACCACAUCUGAGGAAGAUGGAGGCCAGGGCAAACCAAGCUUCGAUUUGACCUCAGCCACGUUCAUUACUUGAACUUACUUCCCACCACUCGAGCUACUUGAAGGCAGCAGCUGGACCACAUCUGUGAAUCCCACCUAGCACCGUGGCAGGCGUGUAGUAGGUCUUUUUCUUCAUUUCAAACAUCUGUUUCCUUCCUAUUCCACAGCCAAAGCUCAUCUCAGAAAAAGAUGGCCUCAUUCACACUGGGGUGUACACGAAUGAUAACAGCUUAAAGCAUUAUUUGCAUAAAGCAUUAUUUUAGUAAAGCACCAUUUGUGCCUCUUUUUAAAAGAGGAGACAGAGAAAUGAAAUUAUCCCAUGAGGGCGGGCACGCUGUAUCUGUGUCGAAAGCCGGUUGUGGUUGUGAGGUAGAAUAAUGAGGGUGUGUGUGUGUGUGUGUGCACCUGUGCACAUGGGAGCAGUGCCCGUAUGAGCACCUGCUCCCGACCCCCUGCACCGCGCCCACCCGGUCAGCAUUCCACAGGGCCGCACUCUGGAUUUCAUGUGUUCACUCGUUCCGUUUUCCU